Carassius auratus (goldfish) is the source of this 2679-nucleotide messenger RNA. RefSeq names its product inner nuclear membrane protein Man1-like. Gene Ontology annotation, biological process: negative regulation of BMP signaling pathway; nuclear envelope organization. The coding region runs from base 19 to 1362 and encodes 447 amino acids. The record is from RefSeq and is a predicted model, not a curated record. Lineage: Eukaryota; Metazoa; Chordata; Actinopteri; Cypriniformes; Cyprinidae. Gene Ontology annotation, molecular function: chromatin DNA binding. The transcript has 12 exons.
CAAUGACUCAAGUGUGAGAUGAUGAGCAGCCCUCCUCCAUGCCAUAGUUGGGAAAUACCAUCCAGUCAUAUCAUUAUAAAAUGUCUAGUGCUGAGUAAUGCCUUUUGUCAACUUACUUUUCUUUCUUUUUCAGUCAUACUUCACCCAUUCGGACCAGAGUUUGAUCUGCAAUAUGAUGUUAAAGACCGAGACCUCAUCCUUAACCUGCUCCUGUCUCUACAUGAGCACCUGUCCAAUGUCGCUGGAGAACAUGAUUGUGGAGACUUUAAAAAUCCUUUAAACAGAAGUGUCUCUUUUAGUGACGCCUCUACGUACCUCAAGCUCCAAAAUGAAGCCUAUGAAAACUUGAUUGAAACGUCUUUAGAGUGGGUCAUGAAAACCAAAGAUGUUGUUGGUAUAAGGUUGAUUGGUGCUGACCCUUCUCAACCCAUAGAGGAAGUAUCGGAAAUCUCACGACUGGAGUCCAUCCACCCACGCAUGUCCUUCUUCUGUCGUCUCAGACGCGCCUUCUUCACUGUGAUCCACAGAGUUCUCUUCGUCCUUGCAGGCAUUGGUGUAGUUUUGGGUUUGGUGUAUUACAUGAAAUACAGAUGGCGCAAAGAAGAGGAGGAAACUAGACAGAUGUAUGACAUGGUGGAAAGGAUCAUCGAUGUAAUGAGAAGCCACAAUGAAGCAUUUCAGGAGAAUAAGGGCUUGCAGCAGUAUUUGCCCAUCCCUCAUGUCCGUGACUCUCUUGUCCAGCCUCAAGACAGAAAGAAGAUGAAAAAGGUGUGGGACAGAGCCGUUGCUUUUCUCUCUGCUAAUGAGUCCCGCAUCCGGACAGAAACGCAGAGGAUUGGAGGGGCAGACUUCAUGGUGUGGCGGUGGCUUCAGCCCUCAGUGUCACCUGAUAAGAUGUCCAGCAUGCCAUCCAAAGUGUGGCAAGGCCAAGCUUUUCCGUUGGACCGAAGAAAUUCACCACCAAACAGCUUAACGCCAUGCUUGAAGAUUCGCAACAUGUUUGAUCCUGUAAUGGAAGUAGGGGAAAACUGGCACCUCGCCAUUCAAGAAGCCAUUUUGGAGAAGUGCAGUGACAACGAUGGAAUUGUUCACAUAGCUGUUGACAAAAACUCAAGAGAGGGCUGCGUUUAUGUGAAGUGCCUUUCAGCAGAGCAUUCUGGGAAAGCCUUCAAAGCACUGCAUGGCUCCUGGUUUGAUGGUAAGCUGGUGACGGUCAAGUAUCUACGUCUGGAUCGCUACCACCAGCGUUUCCCACAAGCCCUGGGCUGCAACUCGCCCCUCAAGCCCUCCAGCUCGAGCAUGAACAGCAUGUCUCGUCUGAACCAGCGAUCCAGCACAUCCAGCUCACUGGGUUUUUCUUGAGGAACAUGCUAACGGCCACCACCAUCCUCUCUACUCUCUCUUUCGCUAUAUACGAGGCUCCCUUCUCCUGCCUCCUCUUUACCAGAGAGAACUGCGUUCAGGAGCUUAUAAAGUUGGGCGACCUGGGAUGUCCAGUCAGUUUUGUCAGCCAUAUGCAAGCAAUGGUGUUUGAACCUGUGAGCUGCUGUGUUUUUUUCUUUUUUCCUGUCAUUCGGUAUCAAGGAAAGCAAGGGAGAUGCACACAGUAGCGUGAAAGCGGUGGAGAGAGAGUUGGUCGGUCCGACGAGAACUUUUAGGAGAGGAUGCAUGACGCAAUCUUCUCAUAUCUGGUGCAAGUGGACACAAAUUUCUGUUUCUUAUGUAUUUGCUUUGUUUUUGAUAAACCGUCUUUAUGGAUUCAAUGACAAAAAUGGCUUCCAACUUCAAAUCUCACAACACAGAUGUGUUUUCCGGGCUCUGCUUAUUUUUUACCUAACUAACUCCCCUCCUUAAUUCCAAGGAGCUCUGUUGGGCUAUACAUAGCUGCAUGUGCUGGUUAAAGUAUGCAUAUAUUUAAGCUUUGAAUUGUAUCAUAUAUUGUGGAUGUUUAUUUCCCUGAUGCUGUUUUAGCUGAUGUAUUCCCUUUAUUAUUUUUCUUUGCCUUUUUGUUUUGUAGUUUUUAGUCCAAGAACAGCAUGCACACACUCUAGAAAGGGGUGCUGUAAAUAUCUUGUUGAAUGGUGGUGGUUGAAAUCAUCUGUAUGAAACUGAAAUCGUCAUAAGCUCUUGUUUGUUUCUUGCCAACAGAAUAACUACACUGCAGCAUUCAGAGAUGUGUCAUGUGGAAGGGCCUACAUGGCUUUAUGAGAGAAAUGAACAGUUGUGUUCCCCUUCAAUGCCAUGUUUCUGAACACUAGUCUUAAUGGUCACAGCCUGAUUAUAUUCAAGUAUAUAAUUAUUUACUGUUGUUUUGUUUAUAUUUUAAAACGUAUUAUUUUCCCAUUAUAGUUGAUGCAGAUGGAUGUUCUUUUUUCCUCCCCUUACUGCUCACUUGGCAGAUUUGAAAUGCCACCCUGUCACUGUUUUUAAUCUGUCCCCGGCCCUUCUAAAUUUCCAAAGGAGACAUUUUUGAUGGAAGUUGUUUUUUGACUUUCUUGUACACACUUGUUAGAGUCGCAGCCUGAUAUGGUGAUCUGAUUCUAAUUUGUAUCGGGACACAUUCAUAAACAGCAUGUCCUGCUGCUGUCAUGUCUAUUUUGGAUCACAGAAAGAUUUAUCAGCUUUUGUUUAGAUGCAGUUCGGGUGGAUAUGAGGUAAAUAAAAUGUACUUGUUUAUUA